AUGGCUCCCCCAAUGCAGCAAAGUCCUUCUUCUUCUUUUGAGUCCGAUCCAUCUGAACAAGGCAGAGGAGGUCAGUCAUCGCAGCCUGUUGUACAGAUUGAUCUUUCCAAUCGCCUUGCCCAGGCACUUUCUUAUUUACGUGCGGGGUUCAAGGUUGAAGUGUGGGUCCUGAACGUGAUUUGGCCUGGUGUAUGUGGAGAACUGUUAUGGUAUGAGUGGUACCAUCGCGGCAUUCUCAGUUCGGCUGAGAUUAUAGCCCUUUGCACCAUGAGCCUUGAUCAGAAUUCCAAUGACCGCAGGUUCGACUGUCCCGUAUUUGUCGCGGAAACUCGACAUGGCUGGCCACGCACUUGUAACAACGUGAAGAGUAUGAACAUGUCGGAGUUGCGACGCCAUUUGACAGCCCGGCCAGGUCGUGGUUAUACACCUCAGCUGGCAUUUUUGGGGCUCUGUCGUACUUGCAACGACGAUUUUAUCGACAAGGAAGUGUUCGAGUCUCAACAUGGCUACAAAGGAGAGUUUUGCAACAACCGGAAACCCGGGCGCAGGCGAGCUAAUGCGCAAGUGCAAUGGCAAUUACUGUAUCACAAAGUUGAAGAAGCCAUGACUUCUCAACAUCUUCAAGCACACACACCUCCCUUCUCAAACAAUUCUGAAAAUGUUGUAGGAAGUGCUAUCCGAGAAGAAAAUGACAAUUUUUCCGCACUUCCAUUCACGUCUCACAACAAUGGAAUCGAUUCUCCUGCCUCUGGCCCUAUCCUACGUAACCAAAGCAAGGCUAUACCUUAUCUCACACCUUAUCAACUGAUUGUAGAUUCAGAUUCCGGGGAUGAGGGACCAAGUGUAGAGCCACAGCACACUUCCUCGUCUGUUGCCAAUGGGAUGAACAAAGAACUCUUACUUGAUACAAGGCCAGAGAUUGGACAUAGUCGCAGUGGGGUUCAGAAAGACGUUAUGUGGCUAGGACACGUUCAAAACUCUCAAUCUGACGAGUUUGUGGGAUCUAUGCACUACCGUCAUUGCCAGACUUGGGAUAACCAAAAGGAUGUCGAUGAAAUUGGAGGAAAUUCCCAAGCUAUCCGGAUGAGCCCAGGCAUUCGGCAUAACACCCUCGGCAACAGCUCUGAAGCAACUUCUCCUCUCAUUUCGGACACUGUUCUGUCACGACUACAGGGCUCUACAAGAGAAUAUGAACCUUCGUACCACAAGCAGGCCAUCGGAUCUGAGCGGCUUCAAGAGAUUGAAUUAGAAGAUGCUAGGACUCAGAGGUAUUUGUCCAUCUCCGAUUUUUCGACCGCGAAUCAUGAUACCGCUUUUUCCACAUCCACCCAAAGACAUAACUCCGUAUCUACCCGAGGAUCAAUGUAUCGCUCCUCAUUGAUCUCCAACGACACAAUACCUUUCGACUACCUCAGCUACAUUGAACGAGUAGAGUCUUUCGAUCCAAUAGACUAUAGUUUAAGCCAAAACUCUUCGAUAAGCCAAAACUCUUCGAUAAGCCAAAACUCUUCGAUAGAACGAAGCUCUUGGAUAAGCCGAGACUCUGGAUAUUUUUCACAGGCUAGAAGUGUCGCUCCAUCAACUCCUCCUCCGAAUUCAUCCUCCACCACUUUCUUCUUUCCUCCAAGCAAAGAAAGUGAGUCCAAUUCAGAAUCAGUUUGGUGUGCAGAAUGCGAGACUGCUUUUGCCGGUAGAUACAGAAAAGGAAAUCUUAGGAGGCAUACGAAGAGCGUGCAUCAGACGAUGCGUAAAACGCUCACCUGCGGUGCUUGCCAAAAGACCUUUACUCGGUCAGAUGCUUUACGAAAACACAUGCGCAUGAAGCAUCCAGAAAGUCCAUUCCCCUCGUCCAAACAAACAAGCACCACACAAUCUUCGAGUUACGAGCAUAGUGUUUCCAUAUAUUCCGAAACAUCACUAGACCCUCCCCCUGGUGACUUUAGAGGACUAACAGUCUCGUUUUGA
Molecule: messenger RNA, 1965 nt
Organism: Bipolaris oryzae ATCC 44560
Lineage: Eukaryota; Fungi; Ascomycota; Dothideomycetes; Pleosporales; Pleosporaceae
Exons: 3
Coding region: 1-1965 (654 amino acids)
Source: RefSeq, a predicted model, not a curated record